This is a messenger RNA of Mercurialis annua (annual mercury), 1900 nucleotides long. RefSeq names its product F-box/kelch-repeat protein At5g60570-like. Gene Ontology annotation, molecular function: protein binding. Lineage: Eukaryota; Viridiplantae; Streptophyta; Magnoliopsida; Malpighiales; Euphorbiaceae. The transcript is spliced from 2 exons. The record is from RefSeq and is a predicted model, not a curated record. Gene Ontology annotation, cellular component: nucleus. Bases 347 to 1693 code for a protein of 448 amino acids.
AAAGAAAAAAAAUAAAAUCUUUUUUAGAUAACAAAAAGAAUAAAAAUUUCACUUUCUCUUUCUAGUUUUAGAAAGAUAAAAAACAAAAAACAAAAACAAAAGAAUUUUAUUGAUGUAGAUAAGAAUGAAUCAAUAGAAGUUGUAGUAAGUAAUAACAGUUUCAAGAUAGAUUCAGAAGCUAGGUCAAUUUGUAAAUUUUUCUUGAGAGAGAAAAUAAAGUAAAAGCUGAGAGCUUUGAUUUGAUUUGAUUUGGUUUGAUCUGAUUGAUUUGGGUGGGUUUGUUUUCAGCAAAUUCAAUCAGGAGAAUUCUUGGGUUUCAGCUAUAAAAGAACGCAGGUUGAUUGAAAUGGUGUUUAGAGAAGCAUUCAAGGAACCUAAAGUGAUGGUGGAAGAUUCUGAUUAUGAUUGUAUUGGUUCUGAUAAGCUUCAGAUGAGCUCGGACGAAAAUUUCGGAUUUUUCGAGAAUAAUUUGCAGUCGUUAGCUUGUAUUCUUUUGUCUAGAAAUGUUAAUCCGAACUUUAUGGAGAAUUGUUUUCUUGGAAGACAGAUGUUUGGUUUUGAUUUGAACCAGGUGCUUCUUAAGGAUAUAAAAACUGUAGUGCUAAAUAGAAGCGGGGAGAAUCAUGGUCGCCAAGCAUCGGAUGAUAGUCUCUUGCCUGGUCUUCAUGAUGAUACAGCGUCGGAUAUUCUGGCUUGGGGCUGCAGAUCGGAUUACCCUAAUCUUGCUUGCAUUAAUAAAAAGUUUAAGGCUUUGAUUGGAAGUGGAUAUUUGUAUAAAUUGAGGCGUCGGCUUGGUGUUAUUGAACACUGGGUUUAUUUAGCUUGUAUUUUGAUGCCUUGGGAAGCUUUUGAUCCCGUGAGGCAAAGAUGGAUGCAAUUACCUAGGAUGCCGUGUGAUGAUUGUUUUACUUACGCAGACAAGGAGUCUCUUGCGGUAGGAACUCAGUUACUUGUUUUUGGUCGUGAGCUAUCGGGAUUUGCCAUUUGGAUGUAUAACUUGCUAUCUCAUGAUUGGACUAGAUGCACUCCUAUGAGCUUGCCUCGUUGCCUGUUUGGUUCGAGCAGCUUUGGAGAAAUUGCCAUUGUUGCUGGGGGAAGUGACAAGAAUGGAUGUAUUCUAAGGUCCGCCGAGCUGUACAAUUCCGAACUGGGCGUGUGGGAAAGUUUACCAGACAUGAGCUUGCCACGUAAGCUCUGUUCAGGCUUCUUUAUGGAUGGGAUGUUUUAUGUCGUUGGUGGUAUGUCAACCCAAACAGAGUGUUUAAGUUGUGGCGAGGAGUAUAACCUUGAGACACGGACAUGGAGGAGGAUAGAAAACAUGUAUCCAGUGUCGACUGUGGGUCAUCCAGCUAUGCGUUCUCCUCCGUUAGUAGCUGUUGUAAAUAAUCAACUAUACUCUGCCGAUCAAGCAACAAACGAGGUCAAGAGAUACAAUAAGACUAAUAAUACAUGGAGCAUUGUGAAGAGGUUGCCAGUUAGAGCCGACUCCUCUAACGGUUGGGGAUUAGCAUUUAAAGCAUGUGGUCGUAAAUUAUUAGUGAUUGGUGGACAUCGAGGCCCUGAAGGCGAAGUAAUUGUGCUUCAUUCUUGGGAUCCUCAAGAUACAAGCAUGAAUGAGCCAGAGUGGGAUGUUCUUGCUGUCAAAGAGAGAGCAGGAGCUUUUGUAUACAACUGUGCAGUCAUGGGAUGCUGAUUGUUUCGUACAUACUGCAAACUACUUAUAUGCGUACAUACCGAGGUAGUACUUGUUUUUCUCGGUAUAAUUGUUGUUGAAACAUUUACAAUGUUAACUUGUAAUAUUUUUUCGAUGUUGCUUCAUAUUGAUUUUAUGGCAUUUAGAUGAACAUAAUUGACCUCACAUUGACAAUGAGGAUUCAUAAACGAUUCAUUUUAAGCCCCA